AAUGAAAAAUGUUAUAGGGUCUUUUAAGGAUGGAUUUUUAUCAUCAACUCAAGAACUAAAUCGAACAGAAGCGGAAAAUAAAUCUAUUUUAGAACAAUCGCUUUCAGUUUUUGUAGAAAAAUAUGAGCAAGUUCUACUUCGAUCAUACAAGAACUUGCAAGACUCGAUACUCUGUAAGCAAUCUAAUGGAUGUCUUAGAAAUGAAGCAGUUAAUCAAAAAGUGAAAAAUGAAGAUGAACUAAAAGACUUAGUGAUAAAACUUUAUGAUGAUUGCGUUCAACUCAAAUCGAACGAAAUAAAUUGCGCCAGAGAUAUUAUCAGUGUUACCUUGAAAUUUUUCUCAGAAUACUUUGCCAAUAUCGAGUUUUAUGAAAGAUCACAGAUGUAUUUGAGGUCCAAUUUGAUAAAACCUUUGGAGCAAUUGAGACAAAGCUGCACCAUUUUUGAAUAUCGAUUACAAAUAAUGAUUCUUUUGGAAACUAUAACAAUUAAGAAGAUAGAAAAACCAAAUGAAUGCAUAUUGAGGGACGAAUGCUGUCAAAUUAUAAGGCUCGUCGAAUCAAUUUGCUUUCGAGAACCUCCAGAAAGUUUUCAAAUCUUAUUGAAAACUCUUAUUGAAAACUAUGGUACAGUUAUUCCCCAAUAUAUUGCAUUUAUAUUUGAAGAAAUAGGACAGCCUGUACCAGAGAAGCUCUUAGCUUUGCCUUCAUCUCCGAAUGAUUUUUUAUCAGAUACUAGUCCGCCGCCUUCUUCGUCGACAAUUGGAAGUGAGACAGCAUUUUUUAGUGAUCAAUGUAUAAGUUCCCAUGACUCGAAAAGUUCGAAAAACCUGCCAAAUCAUAAGAGAAGUUUCACAGCAUCAUCUCAUCAUGUUGUUAAGCUACCAGUUUCUAAAUUAUCACGAAGUCAAUCUGUUCGUCAAAAUAGGUUAACCACACCAAAGAAGAGAUUAAAACACAAUCCCCAGAAUUACAAAACACCACCCAGAAGACAGCCUGUUUUAAAAACCAAAAGUGUGAAAGAGACUCCGCUUCGUAAGCAAAAGUCUGGAAGUGUAAAACGUCAACAAAGAUCUCGUUUGGUAGCAACACCUGAGGCUAGGAGAGUAAAGUGCAUUGAAGAAUCACCAAUUUUAGGCGAUGAAACAAAAAGAAAUCUUUUAGAAAAGAGAUUUAGUGCUCCAACAAACUUAAGCAAGCGUCAGUUAUUCAGCCCAGUGAAAACGUCAAAUCGGUUCGAUUUACCUCAAACACAAGAGCCUGCUAAACGUAUUGAAAAUGUUCGACGAAUGCGAAAUAUUGUUAUUUGA
This is a messenger RNA of Dimorphilus gyrociliatus, 1309 nucleotides long. Lineage: Eukaryota; Metazoa; Annelida; Polychaeta; Dinophilidae. The record is from the annotation of a GenBank genome assembly.